AUGGCUUUUUGCUACCUAAUGAUUGAAGAAAACCUCGCCUACGUGAAACUCGAACUCGAAAUCUCCUUGACGUUACAGUCAUUGUCAACUGUGCUGCCACAUGAAAAACAACAGGCUGUUGCAAUUUUAAUUGAUGGAUGA
Echinococcus granulosus is the source of this 141-nucleotide messenger RNA. RefSeq lists its product as hypothetical. The record is from RefSeq and is a predicted model, not a curated record. Bases 1 to 141 code for a protein of 46 amino acids. NCBI's taxonomy places the organism in Eukaryota, Metazoa, Platyhelminthes, Cestoda, Cyclophyllidea, Taeniidae. The transcript has 2 exons.